AUAUACAUAUAGAACUUGACCAAGGUGAAAUAAUUAACUUAAUAAACACCAAAAUGGAUUGGAAAAAGAAUUUUGAUUUUUCUCCCAGUAGGAAGGUACCACCCCAGAAGGGUCGCAGGGCUGCCAAUGCGCUUGGUUCUUCCAGCAGGAGUGAAACGUCGGUAGCAGAAGAUGUUUUGGACAGCCCACCUGGCAGUGCUGCUGGGACAGGGCCGAAGUCCAAGUCUCCGCUGCCGGUGGCCCCCCCGAGAGCCCGCCGUACUGGCGGCUGGGCUGAGGACACCACCAAGUCGGGCAAGCGUCGCAGUGCAGUCAAUGUGAUCGAACAGGAACGCUUUCGUGAUGUUGAAGAUAAGAAGGUUGAUUCAGAUGAUGACAUUCCUGUCAUCCCAGACCUGGAUGAUCUGCAGGAAGAAGAGCUGGGUCUGCAGGUGGCAGAUGCUCCAUCGAUGGCUGUGAACAGAGUGGCCAUGUACAAGGAACUGAACUCGGAUCUCCUCAAGCACUCUGUGUUCUCCACGCUGGACGGCAUCAACCUGCAGCUGCUCACCAAGAGGCUGAGUGGCGAGGCAGACGUGAAGGAGGUGGAUGAAGUGUGGACGUGGGAACAGUUGUUCACGGAAGUGUCGUCAGAACUGCACAAGGAAUGGGAGUUACAGACAGAUGAUGGUAACAAGACAAGUCCUACUUAACAUUGACAUACAAUACCUAACAUUCUCACUGGAGUUCCUGCAGUUUCAGUUUACCACACACUAUGAUAGGUAUUUAGAAUGCUGUUAUGCAAGUAUUUGAAAGGACACUGUCAUGUGGGUACUCAAGUAGUUUAUUUAGUGAGAAAGGUAGUUCACAAGUCACUGUGAUAUAUCCUUUCAGUGUUGAUGCCAUUUUCUUUCAGUUUUGGAAGAGGUGGUGUAAUUUUGAGCCGGCGGUGGGGUCGCCAGCCACGUAGAUUUGAUUUGUGUCCGCACUCCGUAGAGCCUCACCCAGGCUAAGAGAUGCUUCCUCUCCUCCCCUCCCCCUUCACCCAGUGAUUCUUUCUUGGCUUACCCUCUCUUCCCCUCCUGUGCCUGCGCACUGGUAGUUGAGUCUUGCACCAACCCUGCUUCUUGGUCUGGUCACUGAAGAGCAAUAUGCUCCCCAGUUCAUUGGGGCAAGGUCAGCCAAUGCAUCUUUGUGAGUACUCUGAGUGGUUUUAAAUUUCCCAUUUAGACAAAUUUCAUGUUUUGGCUCUGCUCUAGAAAAUUCCCUUUGGCUAUCACGUGCUUGGUAGAGUCAUUUCUUGUUUGUUUGGUUCAGACUCAUCUAGCCAUGAGUGGUGUAUUCACGCCUUUGCGGUUUGUGUUUGCGUUCGUAAUGUCGGGCCUAUACAGUUUUGCUAUAGCCUUUGCGGAUCGUGUUUCUUAGAGCAGUUGUCUUUUCAUGUUGGACGAGACACUUUUUACAUAGCUUCUGGUAAGGGCUAUGGUACCUGAAGAGACUUAUUCUUUGGACAUAGCUGUACCUUUGCACAUUAUGGCGAUGUUUGGUUGAUGUCACUGGCACAUUUUAACGCUGUGUUACGGGCUUGCGUCAAGAGUGAGCACUUAGAAGGUCACUGCUACGUGAGGCAGAUGCUUGCCAUCACAAUGGUUAGAUUGUAGUUGUAAAAAAACAUAAUUUUUCCUGUUCAUGUUUUGUUCUUGUUAUAAAAAUGUUGCAAUUUUUGACAUAAGAGAGGAUAGACAGCAUUUUUUUUGGUUUGAGUUGUGAACAAACACGUCUUAAAGUAACAUGAGAGCCUGUAGCACUGUUUAUGCUUUGGAGUUGCUUUGUUCAUGUUUUGCAGGCUGUGGUUCGUGGCAGCUAUUUGAACAUGUACAAGUAUGCUUAAAUUAAUGUUUGUAUUGUAUGAUUCUCAAGAACUGUAAGGAAGGGUAAGUCAUAACAGUUAAAUACUAUUUUGUGUAAACCAAUAUCACCAGUUGGCCAAUACUAGGAGCCAAACUUUAAUUCUUAAAAAAUAAUUAAAUCUCCAACUCAUGCAAAUAAAAACUAGCUAUGUUGAGUGCCAUAAACCUAAACUAAUAUCAGAAAAAUUUUAUGCAUAGGUAUAAUUAUUUGAUAUUAACUUCAAUUUUAUAGCAGUUACACCUUUAUGACAUUAACAAACCAGAAUAAUUUUUUUGACUGUUAAUAUGAAGUCAGCAAUCACAGACUAUUAAUUACAGUAUCUUACCGUAUAUUCAGCUUAGUAGUAACAAGAGUAAUUCAUUCCAUUAAAAUAGGUGUAAAUAUUUCAAUAGUUAAAUUGUUUGAUAAUAUAUUUGUUAUUUUACCAAGUUUGACUAACACGGAAGGAGUAACUAGACCUCUGGGAUUAAAAAAAUUUACUUCAAGUUGUGGACAAAAAGUAACUUUAGACAACUUGUGAUACCUUUAAAUCUGAUAACAUUUAACUUCGAUGAAUAGAUGAUUUCGAACGUAAGUUUCUUAUCAAUGACAGAAGAAUAAAAUAUAAAUUUAGAUCACAUAAAAAAAAUUUGAACUAGUAGUGGACUAGGACCAUAAUGCGAACAGUCAAUUUAAAUCAUUAGUUUCACUCUAGCUAAAUUAUUAUUCUGAUCUGGCGAAACACAAAAAUUCAAAUUGCUACAAGAAAACCAACCUUGAAUUAGUUCUCAAUUCUAAGAACUGUUGCUAGCGAAGCUGAAUCACCGUCUUAAUCCAGAGACACCUUAUGAAAAAGUCUAUGACGACAGCUGUGGACAGAAUCGAGUAUACCAGCGACCCCUCAUCGUACUGGAACUGGAUCAGUGUCUUUCACCGUCGUCAUUGUUGCACAUCAGCGCCAUCAGUAGUAUGGACUCUGGGAAAUCUGCAGUAACUCUUGUUUUGGAACUACUCAGUAUUCUCAGUCAGUAUUUUACAAUUUUUACCUAACUUCGUAGUUCUUGAGAUCAUGAAUUAAAACAUUACUUUUCAUUACUCUUAGAAAAAUUAAAGGUAACAGUUUCUACCUUUAUAGUAAUGUGAGACAGCUCACAGGCAAUUUUGAAAGCUGAGGACUGACUGUUCAUUUUCUUGUAUUUGGAAAUUUUAGCUCCAGUUAGGGUAAUUGAUUCGUGAAACAUACCCAAUGAGUUCAUGUUAAUUUCUCCAGCUUGUUAUUUUUCACGUAUUCUUCUGUAUGUUACUAGGUGUUUCAUAAUUGGCCAUUCGUGUUUGUCCUUAAGUAAUUUUGUAUCACUGCCUACUGAGUCUUUGGUGUUACAUGAAUGUUUCUUGUUCUUAUAUCUUGUAAAGAAUUAAGUCGUAAUGUGACAAAGAUGUGCAUUUAUCUACGUUAUUGCAGGUGCAAUGGACUUAGUCUAGAGAAAGUUAGUAAAAGAGCUUAAUGAAGGUGUUCACAUGGCACAUAUGUUUAUCAUUUUCUAUUCUAGUGAAGUUUGUUCAAGGUGCUUUUGAGACUUAUUUUUAUUUAUAUUUGCAAGAAUUUAAUGUCUCAUUUUAUGUAUGAGACUAGAUACUGUUUCACCCAUGCUUAUGAAUAUGUAUUAUUAAAUGUGAGCAUUUUUGAAUUUAUUGUUUUCUCUUUAUAGUACUUUUUCCGCCCUUCUUACCGUUGGAGGCCCCUCUUGGGAGCAAGCAGUUGUGAUUGAUGUGCAGAACAUGUAAGGGACAAUCGGCCAUGGGCAUAGGCCCUAACAUGUUUUGUCAUGCAGGGGUAGGGAAGGGGCUUGUUGAGACUGAUUGCUGCCUACGGCUUCAAUUUUAUAAAUACUAGGUCUGUGUGAAUAUUAGGGUUUUUAGUUUGAAUCGAAUACGAAUACCAAAUUAUACUCGUAAAUGAAAAUAGAAUUUUAAUAGUAAGAAUAAGAAUUAAAUCCAACAAAAAAAAUUUUUUUACAUCAUGUAACAACUUCUGGAAAAUUAGGCAAAUAAUACUAAAGUGAAAGGUUGGUUACAAUAAUUAUAUCGAAAAUGUUUGUUAACAUAUUUAAAUCAUGAAAUAAAAAUUAUUUUUAAUUAUACAUCUAACCUAACUUAUCUUAACCAACCAACCUUCCAUUUUGCCUUAUUUUCCAAUACGUGCUACUCUCCAUAUCGAUUCAGAAAAUUUUUGCAAACAGCAAAAUACCAUGAAAACCAAUGCAAUAAAUUUCUUGUUAAAUGUGAAUCUUUUUUCAAAUGUUGUAGUCACAAAUUAGAAAUUAAUCUUACAUAUAAAAUUCUCGUGUCACAGUGUUACCAUACUCCUCCGAAACGGCUUGACCGAUUUUUAUGACAUUUUGUAUGCAUAUUCAGUAGGUCUGAGAAUCGGCUACUAUCUAUUUUUCAUACCUCUAAGUGAUAAGGGUUGUCCACCCCUAACUUUUUUAUUUUUUGGACAAAAUUAUUUUAUUUUUUUAUAAUGUGGCAUUAAAAAAUACAC
Molecule: messenger RNA, 4411 nt
Organism: Bacillus rossius redtenbacheri
Lineage: Eukaryota; Metazoa; Arthropoda; Insecta; Phasmatodea; Bacillidae
Gene: IFT43
Product: intraflagellar transport protein 43 homolog A
Exons: 8
Coding region: 54-692 (212 amino acids)
Biological process (GO): intraciliary retrograde transport
Cellular component (GO): intraciliary transport particle A; cilium
Source: RefSeq, a predicted model, not a curated record